AUGGGGAUGCAGACACUGGAUACUUCUACUCAGGAAAAAACUGACGAGUUUGAUGUGUUCCUGGACCCAGAGGUGAUAGGUCAAAUACGCAAGAUCCGCCUGGAGCAUGACAACUCAGGCAAGCCAUGGCAGGUUGACAAGGUGGUCCUUGUGAGCAAGACAGAUGGUGCCCAGCUUGAGUUUCCCAUCUACAAGUGGCUAAGCCUGGAGCAGCCUGGCUUUGACAUUGCUGUGGAGGUACCUGUGUCCGGGCAUGACUGGCCGGUGCGGGAGUAUGUUGUCUGCACUUUGACCGGUGACGGUUUUGGGUCUGGUACAGAAGCUGAUGUCUAUGUGAAGUUGAUCGGCACAAUUGGAGACACUGGCAAGAGGUUCCUGGUACACAAUCUUGAGAAAACAGAGCCCAAGUUUGACUCUGGACAGCUGUCAACAUUUCUCGUGCAAGCUGUAGACGUGGGCAGACUGGUUCAGGUACAGAUAGGUCACAACGGUACUGGACCAGGCUCGGGGUGGUACCUGAAACAGGUGGCUGUCCGGGAGGGCCUUGACUCCAGCGAGACAUACAUCUUCAAGUGUGACAAGUGGCUUCAUGAUGAAAAGGAUGAUCACCUAACAGAGAGGCUCCUGAAUCUUGACCAUGUGGAGAAAACCCAUAAACCUCUGUCAGUCAUCACAGCAGGGACAGCCAAACAAGCGGACAAACCUGAGAGGCCAAUAUUAGAGGCGCAUAGCGACGUACAAUCAGCUCCAAGACAGGAUGAUGGGGGAGAUGAUGAAGAGGACACUGAUAGUGUGGCAGAAAGUGUCCCUCUGCCUGGUGAACUUCUGGAGGAUAGUGUAGCUGAGCUGAACGAGCCUAAAGGGCAGCCUGAUGGACGGAAGAGGCCUGUCAGUGCAGAUGACUGGGAUGGAGACGAACAGGAUGUCAAGCCACGUGAAGAACAGGUCGAAACUGAGUCAGAUGGAGCUGAAGGGGAGGGUCAGGAUGUGCCAAAAGAGUUAGGUAAAGGAAAUACAGGGGAGCCUACAGAAGGUCUUGAGGCCGAGUCACUCAGUGCCAAGCCUGGGACUCCUGGCACCAAGGCAACGAAUGAUAAACUUGAUAAAACCAGGGUUUCUUCAUCUGCCAGAGAUCGAAAGUCUGGGCAGGAUGAGGGAUCAGGUCAGAAACCAGUGUCAAGAGAGGGCAGCCUCACAUACAGAGUGAAUAAAGAAGACUAGAAAUCAUGUGUGUCAAACAUGGUUAUCAUUUCAUGUGUGUCAAACAUGGUUAUCAUGUCAUGUUUGCAUCAAACAUGGUUAUCAUGUCAUGUGUGUCAAACAUGAUUAUCAUGUCAUGUGUGUCAAACUUGAUUAUCAUGUUGUGUGUGUCAAACAUGGUUAUCAUGUCAUGUGUGUCAAACAUGGUUAUCAUGUCAUGUUUGUCAAACAUGGUUAUCAUGUCAUGUAUGUCAAACAUGAUUAUCAUGUCAUAUGUGUCAAAUUCAACAGUAAUAAUCAUCCAAUGCUGCAAAAAAUACAAGCAGUCAUGUUUACAAAUGAAGCAGGGAUCAUAUUGCCAAAUUAUUCAGAUAUUGUUCUUGUUUUGUAUCAUGCAACAUUUGAAACAAACUUCUUGCAAUGAUGUCACUUGGAAUUACAAAUUUGAUCUGCAUUGUCUCAUUUGUUACAUUUAUAUAUCCAUAAAAUCAUGAGGUGCUGUUUAUUUUAUUUUUAACAGGAUUGUUUUCUGAGAGUGCCAGUGUUUCAUUCACAUUUUUAUGUUACGGUGAAGGUGUCUUUAAUGUUUAAAUUGUUAUUUUCUUACCCAUUGGACUUAAUCUUUUUGUAAUUAGUUUUAUUGUUGAGUGAUACUGUUUUUAAUAAAUUUGUUUUGUGGUUUUGUUUUAAAGAAAUACUGUUAUUAAUAAUUUUGUCUUAUUUUUGCGUUGUAUAUUCUUUAAAUUAUUAUUUAUUAAGAUAUUAUUCAGUCUGUCCAUCAUUGUAUAUAGAAAAACAUGUCUUACAUGUAUAACUGGGCUUGUUUUAAUUACUGCAUUGAAAGCAAGUUGUUAUUUAUUAGGUGUUUGUGACACCAAGAGCUUGUUUAUGAUUUUAGUGAACAUAAGUUUGGUAUGCUGUUCUUUGCUAUACGUUUGACUUUGUUUAUUUUACUAAUUUUAAAUUGUGACAAUUGUACAAUGUAUAUGUGUAUCGAUAUACAAGUGUAUCUAAAAUGUUUAGGUCCAUUUAUUAGUUAUGACCCUGCCAUGGUGUGCCAUGUAAUAGGCUUAUGGCUGGCCGUAGUAGUGUAUCUUUUUUAUUACAUACAUAGCCUUAACAUCAUUCAAUAAAAACUGAAAUGGAAACCUCUUCAUGGUUUAGCAUAAUUUAUCAAUGUUCAAGCUAUUAUUUAUAAAGUAUUCUUAAAUGGCUUUACAUGAUGUGGCUUAUUCUGUUCAUGUUGGUCUCAUUUAAACUUUAUGAAGAAUAUUGGGGUGAUGCCAAAGGAAUUCAUCAUGUGCCAAAAUAUCUGUACCUGUAAGUGGAACAUUUGUAUUGGUGCAUCUUUUUAGAUUUCAAUUUGUUACAUAACCUUUUCAGACAAAAUCAACACUACUUGGUUAAGUAACUGAUAUAAAAAGUUAUUCUAUAAUUAUAUCUAAAGGAGAAUCGAAAAAAAUAAUCUUAGAAUGAAGUUAAUACUAUACAUAGUGGUGGCACUGUUGUUAUGGUUUUACUAACUUUCCCUUCCUCCUUUUGUGACAAAGGGAGGGUUGUUUUACUAAGUAGGAUGGAUGUAAUGUUGCCUAUAAUAUUGUCUUAUGAUGUAGAAAUCUACUGAUACCUCUGAACUUAAGUUAACCAUUAAUGGCAUUGAAAAAAAAUAAUUGAGCAUAUAUCACAAAUUUGUGUGUUUUUAUGUUAUAUUUAUGUACAUAAGGCACUGAAAAUCCUGACAUGUCAGAGGCUGUGAUAAACACAACAUCUGUAAUAGCAUGUGAUAAACCCAAGAUCUGUGAUAGCAUGUGAUAAACCCAAGAUCUGAGAUAGCAUGUUCCUGUAUGCUGGAAUGCUGCCAUAAUAUCUGGUAUAUUUAAUUCCAUUUUCACACUUACAAAAACUCUUAUACAUAAAUAUCAUUUAUUUAAUACACUGUAUUUACAUUUAUUCAAACAUAUGGAUUUUUUCAUCAUUUAUUUUAUUGAUUGUUUUCAUGUAUGGACAUGUUUCGUUUUAUUUUAUUGUUAAAUUAAUUCUGCAUCUAGAUUUGUAUAUGUCUUAUUGAUUUUUAGUUUGUUAUGCUCCACCAAAAAAAUUUGGGGGGGGAGCAUAUAGUCCCCGCUUCGUCUGUCCGUCCGUGUCUUCGUCCGUCCGUGCACAAUUUUUGUCCGUGCUAUUUCUCAGCAAUUAAUGACCGGAAUUCAAAGAAACUUUAUGGGAAGCUUCACUAACAAGAGGAGAUGUGCAUAUUAUCAGUGGGUUCUGGUCGGAUGAUUUUUCACAGAGUAAUGGCCCUUUGAAAUUUUCUAUAAAAAAAUAUUUUCCCCCAACUACUGUGCCCUCAAGACGUUUCCUUUUAUCUGAAUAUAUAGUGCAAUAUUGUGACAAUAAAAACCUUUGGGGAGCAUCACCCGUCUCCGACGGUUUCUUGUUUUUUUUAAUUUCUGUUUAUUAAUAGGUACAUUAUAAACAUUUUAUAUUUAAAUUGAGUUGAAUCUUUGAUAACACAUGCAAGAAUGAAAGGAUAUAAUUAAAAUUUUCAAUCGGCAUGCUGUUAUAGAAAAAGACAAAAGUCAUGCAACAUAAUGUAAAUGAUGAAAAAUAGUGAAACAUUUUACCUGCUUUCUGGAAACAGUAAUUGUUUUAUGUGUAAUGAAUUUGUAUGGAAGGAUAAAACAUGUUUAUCUGUUCUUGCCAUCUUGUCCUUUGAUAAAUAUGUUGUGUAAUGAAAUACAUGUGUUUUCGUUCCAGAGUUUGACAUAUCAAAUUAAUAAUAUAAUGGCAAACUGCA
Dreissena polymorpha is the source of this 3994-nucleotide messenger RNA. RefSeq lists its product as uncharacterized. The coding region runs from base 1 to 1221 and encodes 406 amino acids. Gene Ontology annotation, molecular function: protein binding. The transcript is spliced from 7 exons. Lineage: Eukaryota; Metazoa; Mollusca; Bivalvia; Myida; Dreissenidae. The record is from RefSeq and is a predicted model, not a curated record.